Phytophthora sojae is the source of this 816-nucleotide messenger RNA. RefSeq lists its product as hypothetical. NCBI's taxonomy places the organism in Eukaryota, Oomycota, Peronosporomycetes, Peronosporales, Peronosporaceae. The coding region runs from base 1 to 816 and encodes 271 amino acids. The record is from RefSeq and is a predicted model, not a curated record. The transcript has 2 exons.
AUGGACGUCGCGGCAGCGUUCCGGAUCAACUUGGGGGCUUCGUUGGGGACUUUACUAGGCGGACUCAUUGUCUUCAGCCAGUUCUUACUCCGCGUCGUCAACCCGCGCGCGAUGGCCGUGUGGAUGAGCUUCGCCGGUGGCCUCACGCUCUUCCAGUCGCUCGUGGUGCUGUUCCCGAACUCGUUGUUCGAGUUCACGGACGCGUUCAGCAGCGAUGAAUCCAGAGGCAGCGAGGACGACACGGUCAUGGGGCAGGCGUGGCUCACCACGACUGGCUGUUUCGGAGUCGGCAUCGUGCUCAACUACUGCCUGAAUCUGCUCGUGAAGCAGUUGACCCCGGGUCAGCGCCAGAGCCUCUUCGCGCGGAUGCACGCAGGCGACACCUUCCACCUCUCUCUUGAAGAUGGGAUUCCGGAGCUCAAGCCCCCGGUAGACAUCAUGCAGAGUCGCCACUUCCUGCGGGUCGAUGAAGCCACGAAGGAGAAGCUGCAGCAGGGGAUCUCCGUGGCGACGCCCAUGUACUUCGCUACGGGUAGCAAGUGGAAGGGGCUUCUGUGGUGUCUGGUGGCGUCUAUCGCGCAGCAUCUUGGAGGCUUCAUCGCCUUUGGAAUUUUAGGCAAGGACGUCGACAGCUUCUCGCAGGGAAUCCUCUACGACCUCGUGUCGGGCAUGCUCGCGUGCAUCAGCAUGAAGGGGAUUUUCCCCACUGCAAGCAUGUACGCCAACGGACGCGUGCAUCUCGUGUCCGCCAGAGGCCUCUUCGGGAUGCUCUUCAUGGCCGCCAGCCUCAUUUUGUUCAAGUACAUGGGCGUGUAG